Molecule: messenger RNA, 1245 nt
Organism: Fulmarus glacialis (Northern fulmar)
Lineage: Eukaryota; Metazoa; Chordata; Aves; Procellariiformes; Procellariidae
Product: myosin-3-like
Exons: 10
Biological process (GO): vesicle transport along actin filament; actin filament organization
Cellular component (GO): actin cytoskeleton; myosin complex; cytoplasm
Molecular function (GO): actin filament binding; ATP binding; microfilament motor activity
Source: RefSeq, a predicted model, not a curated record
GGCAAAUUCAUUCGAAUCCACUUCGGAGCCACAGGCAAGCUAGCUUCUGCUGACAUUGAAACAUAUCUGCUGGAGAAGUCCAGAGUCACUUUCCAGCUCAAGGCAGAAAGAAGCUACCACAUAUUUUAUCAGAUCAUGUCCAACAAGAAGCCAGAGCUAAUUGACAUGCUCCUCAUUACCACCAACCCAUACGACUACCAAUUUGUGAGUCAAGGUGAGAUCACUGUUGCCAGCAUUAAUGACCAGGAAGAGCUGAUGGCUACAGAUAGUGCCAUUGACAUCCUGGGCUUCACUGCUGAUGAGAAAACAGCCAUUUACAAGCUGACAGGGGCUGUCAUGCACUAUGGGAACUUGAAGUUCAAGCAGAAGCAGCGUGAGGAGCAGGCAGAGCCAGAUGGCACAGAAGUUGCUGACAAGGCUGCCUACUUGAUGGGUCUGAACUCAGCAGACCUGCUCAAGGCCCUGUGCUACCCCCGAGUCAAGGUUGGGAAUGAAUAUGUGACCAAGGGUCAAACCGUGCAGCAGGUGAACAAUUCGGUGGGUGCUCUUGCAAAGGCUGUCUAUGAGAAGAUGUUCCUGUGGAUGGUUGUUCGUAUCAACCAACAACUGGAUACCAAGCAGCCCAGACAGUAUUUCAUUGGUGUCCUGGACAUUGCUGGCUUUGAGAUCUUUGAUUUCAACAGCCUGGAGCAGCUGUGCAUCAACUUCACCAAUGAGAAACUGCAACAGUUCUUCAACCACCACAUGUUUGUGCUGGAGCAGGAGGAAUACAAGAAGGAGGGAAUUGAAUGGACAUUCAUUGACUUUGGGAUGGACCUGGCUGCCUGCAUUGAGCUCAUUGAAAAACCCAUGGGCAUCUUCUCCAUCCUGGAAGAGGAGUGCAUGUUCCCCAAGGCAACUGACACAUCUUUUAAGAACAAGCUCUAUGACCAACAUCUGGGCAAGUCCAACAACUUCCAGAAGCCCAAGCCUGGCAAAGGCAAGGCUGAGGCCCACUUCUCCCUGGUGCACUACGCUGGCACCGUGGACUACAACAUCUCUGGCUGGCUUGAAAAGAACAAGGACCCCCUAAACGAAACAGUCAUUGGGCUGUAUCAGAAAUCAUCUGUGAAGACACUGGCGUUACUUUUUGCCUCUGCUGGUGGAGAGGCUAGUGGUGGUGGUGGUGGCAAGAAAGGUGGCAAGAAGAAGGGUUCUUCUUUCCAGACUGUCUCAGCUCUUUUCCGGGAGAACCUAAACAAGCUG